Molecule: messenger RNA, 7424 nt
Organism: Xiphophorus maculatus (southern platyfish)
Lineage: Eukaryota; Metazoa; Chordata; Actinopteri; Cyprinodontiformes; Poeciliidae
Gene: syt7b
Product: synaptotagmin-7-like
Exons: 10
Coding region: 2641-4464 (607 amino acids)
Biological process (GO): regulation of dopamine secretion; vesicle fusion; regulation of calcium ion-dependent exocytosis
Cellular component (GO): synapse; membrane; axon
Molecular function (GO): phosphatidylserine binding; calcium ion binding; calcium-dependent phospholipid binding
Source: RefSeq, a predicted model, not a curated record
GACCCUCGCCUCACUCCCAAGUCUUUAUGUUUUCCUGUCUCACCUCUUCCUCCCCUCGCUCUGUGUUUUCUGCUUGUUGUAAGUACUUCCACUUUAGCUCGUAGUACUCUAAAUGCUGUAAGGCUUCCUGAUAGCCCUCCUGAGUCUAGUCUGACAGAGCUCUGUUCCAAAAAUAGUGCCUCCUUUGUAAACAGCAGAGCAAUUAGGUGUUUGGAUGGUUAAAACGUCUGCUACCUAUCAGCCUCCACUCCAUCAUUUAGAUGCAUCUCACAUGAUCACCAAGGCAUCAGGUGAACCUGCUCAUUCUUAUCCUCUCUAAUUACAACUCACUUGACUCUUUCAAAGCCUCCAGGUGAUCAAUUACUCCGUCUGUGCACUGACGCCGAAAAUAUUGUAAACUCAGCGAGGAGUGGUGAUUGCAGCCUUUGUUAUGAUGGCGUUGCAUUAGGCUAUCAAUGUGAGUGCUUAGUUUUGAUUGACAUUUAUUAACUGGUGAGAGUGUAAUUUCUGAAGUGAUCCAUUACCCACAUGUUAAAUUACUGCAGCACGUUUAUUUUGUUUUUGCAGAACAAAUAUACAAUUUAGAGGUCAAUUGGAAGGCAAGAAAAAUUACUAGAGAUCUUCUUUAAGAUCACUCUAAAUGUGCUAACCAAAUGUACCCCUUCACUAAGUAAAAUACUUAUUGUCUAAGUGUUAGAGGCACCGUCCUGUUGUGCAGCUGUUGUCGUGUGGUUUGUUUUUACUCCAAAGGUCCCGUAAUAAAGUCAGCGUUCAGUCUGUACUCGUCUCUGUGGCUCUCCGUCCAGGUCAGCAGGUGUGGAUUUGUAGCAUGCUGAGUAAUAUGUAUUCUUUUCUUACAGGGAGUCAUUGGUGGUAAACAUUAGAUUAAAGCAUUGCAGGUGUGUGAGAUUACAGACAUAAGUGCUGUGUGCUCUCAUCACCUGCAUGUGCAGCCUUAAAAACCUAGAAUGAUGCAUCAGCAUAAUUACGAAGCCGUGCGGCCCACUUCAACCAGCCAGCAGGUCAAUCAUCGCCAUAGCUUUGCGUGGUGAAACUGGCCCAUUUCUCUUUAUUUACGAGUAAAUCCCUGAGAACUGUGGAGCUUGGAAAAUCAUAAGUUUCCCAUAUGUUCCCACAGAAGAGUCGCGGAAAAACGUACUAAAACUUAUUUUCUGCUUGCAAUUGUUUACAGAAAACAAAAUAUCAACUACUUUUUUAAAUGCUUCUAGUUUUAAAGUACUGUGAUGGUAAAAAAGGUAAGUACGCCUGCUUUCAGUUUUAAUUUUCUACAUUUGAGACACCAAAAUCAUCUUAAAAUCAAGUAAAUGUAACCACUUUAAAACAACUGAACCAUGCUAUUGGUUGUCUUUCAAGAACUAAGUAAAGCGUUAAGGGGAUAUUGCUUGCCUAUUCUUGGUUUCGAUAGUUUUUGGGUGUUUUUUUUAAAUGAAAGAACUUAUUUGAAAACUAUCGUUUAUUUUAUUUAUUUUUACACAGAUUAUUUACUCAGAUAUUAAAAAUCAUGUGACCAUCUGAAAAUUUUAGAAGGAUCGUCACAUGAAGUAAAAAUGGAAGAAAUAUGUAAGAAUUGGGGAUACUUUUUUAUUGCAUCAGCACAGAUCUUUAUAAAAUGGCUGCUUCUGCCCUUAAAUCUGAGAAGGAUUGUAUGAACAAAUUGGAGUUAAAAAAUGAUCACAGAAAAUUUGCAAAUUUGCAACCUUAUAGGAACCAGAUUUUACAACAAAUUCACCAAGGUUUUAGACCACAUAUUGUUCUGAAAACUAUUACAAGUUUUAAGUUAUAUCCGAUAUUCUACAGAUCUCAGUUACCAUAGUAAAUAUUUGUGGUACAGUUUGUGCAAAAAAAAAAAACUGUAUGAUUUUAUAGUUUUAAAAAAGUACAGGAAGAAAGUAAAGGAAGUUGUUUCUAACAUCGUGCAACUAAGUAACAGUUUUGUGUUCCUUUAGACACCUGACACCAAAGUGGAGCCAUUAACUAGUUUUUGCACUGGGUGAAGACUGUAGUAAGCAUUUUAGGCAACACACUUCAUACCAGUUUACAAGCUGAUAACAAAACACAAGUUAUUUUCUGCUUGCUUUGUAGCAAGGCGCCUUGAAUUCCAUCCGUCGACUAUAAACACCUCAGUUUCCUAGAGUAAUUCAGAGUAAAAUGUGAAGCCAUCCGACAGCUCAUGCUGGGCCACAAAACUGGGUCAUACUUCAGCAUUACGAUUCCAGAAACAGCAGCAAGACUAUAGCUGCUACUGGAGAUGAAAAUCACCUACAUGUCAAAAUGAAUAAGGCAAACCAAUGAUAAACUGUGGACCAAAACUUUUCUUUUGAAUGAGAGAGACUGACUAUGAGACAAAAAAAAAGAAAAGAAAAAAAAAGAUGAUUUCUUCAGGUGAUUGCUGCUAAAUGAUCCCGAGGUUUGUUUUAGGUUUUCAGGUUCCAUUUCUGUACUUUGGGUUAGUGUUUGUUAGGUGGAACAUGUUUUGAGUCGUCUGUGGUUGUGUUUGCCUGAUUUUAAGAUCUGGGAAUAAGCUGAUGAUUUUUAUAAAGUCCUGCUACAUAAGACAUUGACAUUGAAAGAAGAUUUACCUACCUUUUUACCAGAACUAAAAGAUAAAAUUUGAGUCUCAUGAAAUUUACUCCUACCACUUCAACUAACUUAACUGAAAACUCUUUUACUCUCCGGCCUUGUACGUUUGUGCGUCUGUCUCUCGUCAAUCCUCUCUUGAUCCUUUCUUCUCGUCCAACCGUGUCUGUUUGUCCGUGGUCCCACAUCGUAUCUUCCAGUGGGGCUGUGGAUAAGGGUGGGCAGGGCGGAGCUGGACCCUCACCAGGGGCCAGUGACAGCGGGGGUGGCGCUUGCUCCAGUACAGGAGCUGUGCCAAGUCGCAGCGACAGCAUUCGGAGCAUGGUGACGGGGGGCAGCAAGGCCGGGCGCUGGCAGACCGUCCAGAGCCACAUGCAUACCGGAGCCCUGCGGUUUAGCAAUUUCGGGGAUGCUUCCCUCUCGUCUGCCUCCACUCUGGAGCACAUCCCGUCAUCGGCUGUCGCGCGUCCCCGGCCUCUUGUCCGCCAGCAGAGCCUCCAACAGCCCCUCACCCACCAGCCCCCUCCGGGUCCCAAUGACCCCCCGGUCACCUCACAGAGCCUGGGUCAGUUGCACACAGGCCCAGGCGGCGGGGGCCACCGUGGGGGCCCGCGGGGGGUCCGGGGGAGUCCGGCUGGAGCUUCCAGGUAUAGAGGGACAGGGGCUGGCCGAUCACGGUCAAAUCCAGGGAGCUGGGACCACAUGAUGGAGCAGAUUCGCCACAGAGGUCUGGACGUCAAGUCAUUCCUUGAGGGGAAGAUGGUUGUUCUGUCUCUAGCAAUCGGGCUGGCUGAACAGGAUGACUUUGCCAACCUCCCAGAUCUUCAGGAAGCUCCGGCAAGCAAAGAAAAUGAAACCACACCAGAUAAAAGAACUCCAGGAAACAAACCAGGCAGCAGUCCCAGAGGUCAGACCCCAGAUGAAACUGGACGUCGCCAGGGGCAGAACCACGAAGCCAACUCUACUGUCACAGACUUAGCCAACUCGGUCACCAGUGACGUGCUUAUGCUGUCACCAGGUUCUGAGGAGGAUGAACACGAGGGUCCAGUGUGUGAGAAACUGGGUCGCAUUCAGUUCAGUGUUGGAUAUAGCUUUCAGGACUCGACUCUCACUGUCAAAAUUCUCAAAGGCCAGGAUUUGCCUGCUAAGGAUUUUUCAGGCACAUCUGAUCCUUUUGUGAAAAUCUACCUACUCCCAGACAAGAAGCACAAAUUGGAGACUAAAGUGAAGAGGAAGAAUCUAAACCCUCACUGGAAUGAGACAUUUUUAUUUGAAGGCUUCCCCUAUGAAAAGGUGGUUCAGAGGACUCUCUACCUGCAGGUUCUUGACUACGACCGAUUCAGCAGGAACGACCCCAUCGGGGAGGUGUCCAUCCCCCUCAAUAAGCUGGACCUGGCCAACAUGCAGACUUUCUGGAAGGAGCUGAAACCGUGCAGUGAUGGCAGUGGAAGUCGAGGGGAUCUCCUUGUGUCCCUGUGCUAUAAUCCCACAGCCAACACCAUCACUGUGAGCAUCAUCAAAGCACGCAACCUCAAAGCCAUGGACAUUGGAGGCACUUCUGACCCAUAUGUAAAAGUGUGGUUGAUGCACAAAGACAAACGUGUGGAGAAGAAGAAGACGGUGGUAAUGAAACGCUGCCUGAACCCUGUUUUUAACGAGUCCUUUCCCUUUGACGUGCCGGCCCACGUGUUGAGGGAGACCACCAUAAUUAUCACCGUCAUGGACAAGGACAGACUCAGUCGCAAUGAUGUCAUUGGAAAGAUUUAUCUUUCAUGGAAGAGUGGCCCCGCAGAGGUAAAACACUGGAAAGACAUGAUAAGUCAUCCCCGUAACACCGUGGCCCAGUGGCACUCUCUCAAAGCCUGAGGGGCCCAGCAGCCAAACAGCCUAAAGUGUUGCCAGUCAAACACCAAGACCCCUACCCCUCUCCCCAAACUCCUCCUCUGAGAAGUCAACGUGAGCCUCUCAGCACACAUCCCUUUUCCCCUAAACGCAGUGUUGGGCUGUGGACCAUGUAUCACCUCUUUGUUCUCAGGCCUCUUUGAUAUUCCUCGCCCUCAGUCCUUGUGAAUGAGCCCUAAAAUUGCACCCUCUUGUCAAGUUCUGAUUGCCACCUGACUCCUUCACAUCGGUUCGUCUGAACUUAAAAAUGUCUUUGAUGUCUUAGCUCUCUUGUGCCCUCUUUCUAUACCAUUUAUUUCCCGAGAUCUCUCAAUCUUUUCUUCCAUCAUAUCGGCCAGUCCUAGAGUCUAACAUCAGAGCAGUGGCUCUUGCUGCCCAUGGAUACAAACUACCAACCAAAAAUGAAUCAAACUGAUAGUCAAAUCAUCCUCUGCGGCAGCAAGAGGGACUGUGUUUGAACGGGUGUGACCUGUGGGAUCCAUGCACCACUUCCCGUCAAAUGUCUUCACUCCUUCCAUUUUCUUCUCUGAUCCUCCAUAUCGUCAAAAUGCCUAAAAAAAAGUCAGGAAUCCGGCACAGAAGAAGUGACAGAGUGAAUUUCAAAUGGACUGGAAGUGGACUCUGUCGUUUAGGUUUUCUUUGAUCAUUGUCCCUCCUCACUGCCACUGCUGUAAUAAUUCUCCCCUGGCUGAAACCCUUUUGUCGUCUGUGCGUGAUGUGGGUGACGUGCUGUAGUCUGAAAUAAUGUUCUUCAAUUAAAAAAAGGGGUAUGAACAUGAACAUUUAACACUGGUUAGAAAAGGUGAGUGUGGAAAAUAUUUUUCUCUUAGAAAAGAAAUCUCUCUGGACCAAAUUUAGGAGCAAAGUGAUUAUUCUAAUUUUUCUUUCUUUUUUGAGGGGGAUAGGUUCAACAACUGUUCUUCCAGACACAUAAAAUAAUGAAAAAGUCUCUUCCAACUCUGUGGUAAUAUGGAUAAAUGUGUGUAUGUGUGAGGGGGUAUUUUAGACCUGCACUGCUAAAUUAAAGCUAUUGAUGUACACAAAACGUUCCUCAUCGUGAAGGUAGAAUUAGUAGAAAUUAUCACCUAAUUGAUGAUUGCUAAAUUCUCUGGAAGGAAGCCCAAAUUAUGAAUGCACAUACAGAAGUCAAGUUUAUUUGUAAUUUCCAACUGGUAGUUUAAAACAAACUUGCAGCACCCGUCAACCUGAUAAAGAUGUGUAUAAAGCCUUAAAGUGAUUUAAUAUUUGGAGUGGCACAUUGUAUAGGGGUAGAGUGUUCGGCUCAUUAUUCGGACACUAGCCGUCCGGGAUUCAAUUCCUGACCUUGGCAUCCUGGAGCCCACUAGUGCCACAAACCAGGAAUAAAGUGAUGUGUUAUAGAAGCACCAACAUUUUCUCAUGUUUUUUUUAUUUAUUUAUUUAAUCUCCCUUCACCAUCUUGCAAACCAUGAGUGGUAAUAGAAUAAAUUUUGGCCAUUGUCCAGCCAUGUUUGUCACAGUUCCAAUUGGUUGAAAGUUGGUUCAAACAUUUCAAUAAUUGCUAUUACUUAUCUGUAUGAGCAAAUUUAGGUGAGUAACUAUUUUCCUGUAAGCAUUUUCUGUCCACUAGAAAUCACAAAUCAUCCUUACCUAAAUAGCAUAUUUUCCUCAGUUUACUAUGUUGGAAAGUGACUGAAAGAGUCACGACGGUGUGUACUUUUUAUUUUAUGUUUCUUCUAAAAUGUUACUUUUUCCCCCCACUGAGUGCACAAAAUGCAUUGAAUUCUGUCACUGCAAUAAAAAACAAAUUUAUUUGAAGGCUGUUUAUACAUCUUUAGUAGGGUUUCAGUUAAUGGUAAAAUGCUCUAUGUGCCUGAUAUGAUCUGUUGAAAAAUAUUAUUGCAAUGGUCUAAAUCAUUUCAGUAUCACAUCAUAAUAAUGUUAGAGAUGUCUUAGUAAAGAGUGCAAAACCUAAAACGUAUGGGGAAUUUUUGUUUGCUUGUCAGUGGAUACUUUAGGUAUAACGUUUAAACAAAUAAUGGCAGAAAUCAAAUAUUUUUUUUAACAAGGUAUUUUUUUAAGUGGUGAAUUUAAAAAAUAAAUAAAUAAAAGAGCCUUAGUGUGAUAAAAUGUGUUUAUUUAGGUACAUUGCAUUUAAAUACAAAAACACUGCCAGUGUAAAGCAACAAAUACACAAAGGGACGAAAAAAGUAAUAUUGUAAAUCGAAAUGGCAACAGAAGAAAUACACAGGUCAUAAAAUAAUCAUGCAAGAAAGUUAGUUCAUAAUCUCAGGAAAGCUGAUGCUAAAAUUCAAAAAAUGACUCAAAAGGAAUUAUUGAAUCAAUCCAAUGGAAUAAAAAUUUGUUCCUGACAGAAAAAAUUUACUCGAUGUCCUUUUUUUGUUCCUUACUGCUGAUGUUGAACUGAAGUUCUCCAUUUUAACAUAAGAUCUUUGAGAUCUGCAGAGAUGCAGUCAAAAGAAAGAAUCAAAGUAAACCUGUACUUUUACCCUUUACUUGACUUGUUUUCUAAAUUUAUCUGAACUAAGAGAAAAGAAAUAAGAAGAAAAUGGACAGAGAGUAAAUUGUGACGUAAUUACACAUUCCAGUAAAUUAAAACCACACUGUGCUUGUCAAGCACUGAGAACUGCAGUGCCUAGACUUAGUUAGAGCUGAUUUUAUGUUGGGCUGGGGUCUGAUUGAAGUACAGGUCAGCUUCCUGAGUGUUUGUUUUACUGCCUGAAAAUGACUUCCAUCACAUCCCACUUAGACAUGUAUUGAUCACAUGAAUGAAAACAAAUGAGACUAAUAAAAUCUGAGGGGAGUACUUUUACAUUCCACAGUUUGUGUUUGUCUUUUGGAGGUGUGUAUGUGUGUCUGCACUUUGUGCGCGUGUUGGUAUAUGGACUUUUUACUCUCUGUGUGCAUCUACAAUGAGCUAGAGU